AAAAUGUGAAAUAGGGGACAUUUUGGUAGUGAAGAAAAAAAAAACAUUUUCUGCUGUUGAAAUAUUACAAAAUUACCCAGGAUGGAAAGACUUUAAUCUGUGGAUCUGUGUUGACGCGCCGUGCAAUGGCCGCAGGCAUUGCUGACGCAGCAGAUGCCAAAACUGAAGUUGACUCCUGAUAUUUAUGACGGCUUUAUUUCCUUUUAGCUUCAGCAGGACUAGUAAGGACCGUGUGUACGUGCGAGUGUUGUAGAAACACAGCCUCCAUAUGUCACGGUAAAGUAUGGACGGGUGGAGCCCUAUUGUUGCAGCACCCUCGGAUAAUGACCGAUCCAGCUCCGAGGGGGAGUACAUGGUGGAGCCCGGACCCGAAGAAGAAACCCGGGAGGCGGCGGACGGAGAGCAGCGGGGUAACGUUGACAGGAUGGACGACGUAGGCACUGCUGCUGUCGGGUUUGGGAUAAGUGGUAUUGGUGAGGGCAAAGUGGUGUUGGGACGAGUCGGACAGAGAGACGACAAAGAACUCAGGUACCUGCACUUGUUGUGGGAGCCCGGACGGGCAGAGGUCGGUGGUGGUGCAGGUGGUGUAGCGAAUAGACUGGGGAAGAUGACGGGGACCAGGGCCAGGCGACACCACAGAGCCGUGCGGAACCUGGGUCCCAUUGGUAAAGAUAUUUAUGCUGUGAAAAGACUGAGGGAAGCAGCGAACAGCAACGAUAUCGACACAGUUCGAAAGCUUCUGCAAGAUGACAUAGACCCCUGUGCAGCAGAUGACAAGGGAAGGACAGCUCUUCAUUUCUCUUCCUGCAAUGGCAAUGAGAGCAUUGUGCAGCUGUUGCUGAGCCAUGGCGCUGACCCAAACCAACGAGACAGUCUGGGAAAUACCCCCCUCCAUCUGGCGGCCUGUACUAACCAUGUGCCUGUAAUCACCACAUUGCUUAGAGGAGGAGCCCGUGUGGAUGCCCUGGACAGAGCAGGUAGGACCCCGCUGCAUCUAGCACGCUCCAAACUCAACAUUCUGCAGGAGGGAGAUUCACGCAGCUUAGAAACCCUGAGAGGGGAAGUCACACAGAUUAUUCAAAUGCUGAGGGAAUACCUGAACUUAAUGGGCCAGAGUGAAGCUAAAGAGAGACUGGAACAUAUUUCGACACAGCUGCAACACACACGCACCAAAGAGCAGGUGGAUGAGGUGACUGAUUUAUUGGCCAGUUUUACAUCGCUCAGUCUACAGAAACAGAAUUUGGGGGAUAGGUAGAAGAUAAAGUGUGUGGAGAGCUGAUGUCCUGCUCCUUAUCAAGCAAGCCUCUGCUCCACUAGCCUUCGCCAGACAAGCAAUUCUGAACCAUGAUGAUGUGGUUUUCUGUCCAUAAUCGAAACACAGUGCUACUGUACUGGAGAGUAGCAUUUGAAUACCUUGUCUUUUUACAAAAUACACUGAGAACAGGAAGCUAGUGCUCAAUUGUGUGUGUGUGUGUGUGUGUGUGUGUGUGUGUGUGUGUGUGUGUGUUUUAUAGCAGUGUCUAUGCGCUGAUAUGCUCUCUUGUUGCCUGUCAUUGUUAGCCAAGUUGUGUGAUCAUUAUGAGAUGUAUCUCUCUUGAAAUGAUUUAACAGUUUUCACUGUUGUCACUUUGGAUUUCUUAUCAGCUGCAUCUUUGGAUCAUCAUGCCUUUUCUCUUGUGCUGCAUGCUAUGUUUGUAUGUGAACUGUAUUGUAAAACUUGAUUUGGCUGUUGUUGUAAGUGGAUAUAUGUGAGUCAAUAAAUCAGUAUCUUUGGA
Molecule: messenger RNA, 1775 nt
Organism: Toxotes jaculatrix (banded archerfish)
Lineage: Eukaryota; Metazoa; Chordata; Actinopteri; Toxotidae
Gene: ankrd54
Product: ankyrin repeat domain 54
Exons: 8
Coding region: 284-1255 (323 amino acids)
Molecular function (GO): protein binding
Source: RefSeq, a predicted model, not a curated record